Molecule: messenger RNA, 3993 nt
Organism: Onychomys torridus (southern grasshopper mouse)
Lineage: Eukaryota; Metazoa; Chordata; Mammalia; Rodentia; Cricetidae
Gene: Asap3
Product: ArfGAP with SH3 domain, ankyrin repeat and PH domain 3
Exons: 25
Coding region: 161-2872 (903 amino acids)
Biological process (GO): cell migration; positive regulation of GTPase activity
Cellular component (GO): focal adhesion; cytoplasm
Molecular function (GO): GTPase activator activity; protein binding
Source: RefSeq, a predicted model, not a curated record
GGGCGGGGCGGGCCAGGGGGCAGGGCGUGAGGAGGCCAGGACAGGGACGCUGCGGGUAGUGGAGGCAGGCCCUGCGUGGUGCAGCCAGCCCAGCGCGGUUAAGUGCAGCGUUCCCCGCGCCUGGCUCAGGCAGCCCCGGCGUCUCCGCCCCGCGCCCGCCAUGCCCGAGCAGCUCAGUGUCGCGGAGUUCCUGGCCGUCACCGCGGAGGACCUCAGCUCCCCAGCCGGGGCAGCAGCCUUCGCCACCAAGAUGCCCCGGUGCCGGGGGGCGGCUCUGGCACGGGAGGAGGUCCUGGAAGGAGACCAGGCUAUCUUGCAGAGGAUCAAGAAGGCUGUGCGGGCCAUCCACAGCUCUGGCCUCGGCCAUGUGGAGAAUGAGGAACAGUACCGAGAGGCUGUGGAGGCCUUGGGGAAUAGUCACCUAUCCCAGAACAGCCAUGAGUUGUCCACUGGCUUCCUGAACUUGGCUGUGUUCACCCGUGAGGUGGCCGCACUCUUCAAGAACCUGGUUCAGAACCUGAACAACAUCGUCUCCUUCCCGCUGGACAGUCUGAUGAGGGGCCAGCUAAGGGACGGGCGACAUGAUUCCAAAAAGCACCUGGAAAAGGCGUGGAAAGACUAUGAAACCAAAGUGGCCAAGCUGGAGAAGGAGAGGGAUCGAGCCAGGGUCACAGGAGGAAGCCACGGAGACCUGUCCCAUGACACACAGCGAGAGCGACGACUCUUCCAGCUGCAUAUGUGUGAGUACCUUGUCAAAGCUGGAGAAAGUCAGGUGAGACAAGGCCCAGACUUCCUUCAGAGCCUCAUCAAGUUCUUCCAUGCUCAGCACAACUUCUUCCAGGACGGCUGGAAGGCAGCUCAGAGCCUGUCCCCCUUCAUCGACAAGCUGGCAGCCUCAGUCCAUGAGCUUCGGCAAGCUCAGGAGGAGGAACUGCAGAAGCUGACCCAGCUCCGGGACUCCCUCCGAGGGAUGCUGCAUCUGGAGAGCAGGGAGGAGCACCCACACCGGAAGGACUCAGGGGGCGGUUACUGCAUCCACCAGCACCAAGGCAACAAGCAGUUCGGGACUGAGAAGGUGGGCUUCCUGUACAAGAAAAGUGAUGGGAUUCGAAGAGUCUGGCAGAAGAGGAAGUGUGGAGUCAAGUAUGGCUGCCUGACUAUCUCACACAGCAUGAUCAACCGGCCCCCGGUGAAGCUGACCCUGCUGACGUGUCAAGUGAGGCCAAACCCUGAGGAGAAACGGUGCUUUGACCUGGUGACCCACAACCGUACAUACCACUUCCAUGCAGAGGACGAGCUGGAGUGUGAGGCAUGGGUGUCGGUGCUACAGAAUAGCAAGGAUGAAGCACUGAGCAGCGCCUUUAACGGGGAGCCCAGUGGGGGCCAGUGGUCUUGGGGCACCAGGUUGGACACGGAGCCCCAAGACCUCAUCAAGAUGCUCAUUGCUGAGGUGAAGAGCAGGCCGGGGAAUGGCCAUUGUUGCGACUGUGGGGCUGCAGACCCCACGUGGCUCAGCACCAACCUGGGUGUGCUCACCUGCAUCCAGUGCUCGGGUGUCCACCGUGAGCUGGGCGUGCGCUUCUCCCGAAUACAGUCUCUCACCCUGGACCUCCUGGGCCCCUGCGAGCUGCUGCUGGCUUUGAACAUUGGAAACUCCCACUUCAAUGAAGUCAUGGAGGCCCGUCUGCCCUCCCACGGGAGCCCUAAACCCUCUGCUGAGAGUGACAUGAGUAGCCGCAGGAACUACAUUGUGGCCAAGUAUGUGGAACACAGGUUUGCACGCCAGUCCACACCUGAGCCCCAGAGGCUGAGGACAGCUAUCUGCAGCAGGGACCUCCUGUCUGUGCUGGAGGCCUUUGCCAAUGGGCAGGACUUUGGGCAGCUGCUGCCAGGGCCUGAUGGGCAGGCACCUGGAGAGCUCGCCCUGCAUUUGGCCAUCAGAGUCGCCAGCCAGGCUUCCCUGCCCCUAGUGGACUUCCUCAUCCAGAAUGGUGGCCACUUGGAUGCCAAGGCCGCAGACGGGAACACCGCCCUGCACUGCGCUGCACUCCACGGCCAGCUGGACUGUCUCAAGCUGCUGCUGAAAGGCAGAGCUCCAGUGAGGGCAGUAAAUGAUGCUGGAGAGACAGCUCUGGACAUAGCUAAGAAGAAACAGCACAAAGAGUGUGAAGAGCUGCUGGAGCAGGCACAAGCAGGGACCCUCACUUUCCCUCUCCACAUGGACUACUCAUGGGGACAUUCCUUGGAACAUGGCUUUGACAGUGAGGAGGAUGAGGAAGAAAAGCACUGUCCUGUGAAGCCCCCUGCUCAGGCCUGCUGGAGCAGUGGGAGGCUGGACAUCAGCAACAAGACCUAUGAGACCAUUGCUAGCCCGGGACCAGCUGCUUCCCAGAGCCAGAGUGAGGACAGUCCCCCACCCCUGCCCGUCAAAAACUCUUCUAGGACCAUCCUCCCAGGGCGAGCAGGACAUUCCAGUGGAGAUCGCUCUGAUACCCCCAGCCUGAGGUCAGAGUCUCCCGAGGUCUUAGAGAACCCAAACAGUCCAGCGUCUUCCUCAUCCAGCCUCACCAGCUCUGUGGAACCUGGGGGACUGAGCCUAGUCCCACCUAGUCCUGAAGAAGGCCUCCAGGAGCCACCAGGCACCUCCCGACCUGGGCCUACUUCUGGGAUCACCCCUACUGAGGUGCAUCUCCCUGUCAAGUUCAGCUCGGAGAGCACUCGAUCCUACAGACGGGGAGGUCGGGGUCUGGAAGACAGUCCCUCUGCCCGGCAGCCUCCGUCUAGAAAGAACAUUCCGGUCGGCCUCACGGAAGGAGACAGCUCAAAGACCGGGAUUCUCCCAGCAAGUUCUCUGCAACUUUUGCACGAUUAGCUCCUUGCUGACCCCUCUGCAUGGCCCACACUGGACCCCGACAUUCAGAGCUGAGACUUGAGCUCACAGAACUGGGAGCUCACCUUCCCUGGACCAUGCCCCUACCAAGACAAUGGUCCUUCUGUGUUGGGACUGACGUCCUGGGCCAGGCAGUCCUGAAGUUAGAUCUGAGGAGGCCCGGGCUAGGUUCAGUUACACAGCUCUCAAUCUUUACCAGACCAGGACUGUUUCUCACUACAAGGGCAGGACCUGCUCCCCACCCAUUCACAUUCAGGCACUGUCUUGUGGGCCAUUUAUCAGUCUAGUAUUUCCCUUUAAUGAAUUCCAGCUUUAUGUCCAGUCCUUUGCUAGGUACUAUGGAUGCCGCACGAAUAAGACAAGCAUCCCACAGGUGUGGUCCCUUGCUGGAAAACUGGUCUCAAGAACUGACUUGGAAUGAGCAGAGCCAGGUUGCAGAGGGUGGCUCUGAGCUCAGAGGCGGGACCAAUGUCACAGGGUCUCCUGUCUUAUCAUUGCAACUCUUACAACCUAGUUGUAGUUGGCCAAGGCCCAUGCAGCGCAGGCUGAGUACUCUGAAUGCCUCCUUUAGAGGGAGAGAGAGCCUUGCCCCCGACCCCCCACCUCCCCAGAGUCUGUACUGUGUUCCUCAGCUGGGAAGUAGAGUACAACUCACCCGUCUGCCUGCCUCCUUGGUUCAACAGGAAGGAAAGGAAUGGUCUGGGUUGACUGAUCCUACUGCUCUCCCUUUUCUCUUGAUCAAACCAGAAGCUUUCCAGUCUAGGGGAAGUGAGGGACCAAGAAAGGAGAGCAAACUUGAAGACUCUGCUUUCCAGGGCCAGAAAGCCCACCACUGGUCAGCCCCAGUUAGAAAACAGAGGCUGUCAGCAACUGGACAGCUGUUUUCAUAGCCACUCGCAGCUGGGUCCUACAGCUGUGGACCAAGCCAAACACGGGAGACCAGAGGGCACCCAGUGAAUGGCAGCAGUCUGUUCACCGUGGAGGCUGGGAUGCUCCUUGAUGCUAAAGAAGCAGGAUUGCUUCUGAGCCCCCCAGGGUUGGCUUUUGUUCAUCUCAGACUUAUUCUUUUAUUCAUCUCUAAUAAAGGAUUCUUGGGGGAGGGA